AUGGAGUGCGAGGAUCAACUGGUAAUGGAAAAACUGUUAUCCGAUAGUGAUGCAACAAAUCAGCGAUUUGAAUUUCCGACGAAAAGCCUGAUCAACUUUCCCAUGCCUGCAGAUCAAAAUUAUUUUAAUUUUGUUGCAGUGGACAUGGUAGGCCAGCCACGGGAACUCAAGAUCUCCGUUCGCAAUGAGGGAACACAUAAGAAACCUUGGAUGUCUGGCCAAUGGCGGCGCUAUGUUCUUGACAAAGGGCUGAAGAAAGGCGAUAGAGUUAAGUUGAUUAUGCAAGUGAGAGAGAACGGUGUCAGGAGUUAUCCUAGCUUUGGUUCACUAGAAAUGGACCAUGUGGAGGUGAUGAGCAAGUUGCUAUCGGAGAGCGACGCAACCAAUGAUCGACUCGAAUUUCCAUCUAGGAGCUUAGGAGGGUUCCCCAUUUCUGCUGAUAACAAGCAAGUCCACUUUGAUGCGUUGGACAUGCUAGGGCAAUCAUGGAGUCUUAAAAUCUCCAUUCGCAAGAAGGGAUAUCCAAAACCAUGGAUAUCCGGUGAAUGGGGGCUUUAUGCUCGUCAGAAAAGGCUAAGGCAAGGAGAUAGAGUGAGGUUAACUAUGGCUGUGCAAGAGAAUGGAGUUAGAAAUAUUUAUCAUAUUGAAGCUGAAAGACAUCUAGCAAUGGGCAUGUGGAUUCCAAUUGAAGAGUGGCAUAAGCUAGAAAUGGAAAAUUAA
This is a messenger RNA of Dovyalis caffra, 720 nucleotides long. Lineage: Eukaryota; Viridiplantae; Streptophyta; Magnoliopsida; Malpighiales; Salicaceae. The record is from the annotation of a GenBank genome assembly.